Molecule: messenger RNA, 603 nt
Organism: Musa acuminata AAA Group (dessert banana)
Lineage: Eukaryota; Viridiplantae; Streptophyta; Magnoliopsida; Zingiberales; Musaceae
Product: transcription factor ILI7-like
Exons: 2
Coding region: 180-458 (92 amino acids)
Biological process (GO): regulation of growth; regulation of DNA-templated transcription
Molecular function (GO): protein dimerization activity
Source: RefSeq, a predicted model, not a curated record
UCCCUCGUGACUUCUCCUUCUCAUAUUGUCCUUUCUUCACAGUCACCUAUCCUCAAACUCCACUCGCCAUCCUCACCCUACAAGAACGACUUCCCCUUGCAUUGCCUCUUAGGCUUUGAUCUCUCCCUUCUAUAUAUUUAUAGAUCGCCCAGAAUUCGAGGGACACAAAUAGCCAAAAGAUGUCCAGCAGGAGAUCCCGAUCGAGGCAGUCCAGCUCGGGAAGGAUCACCGACCAACAGAUCGACGACCUCAUGUCGAAGCUGCAAUCGCUUCUCCAUGAAGCACGACUUGGGAGCCACGACAGGGCUUCAGCAGCGAAGGUGUUGCAGGAUACGUGCAGCUACAUCAGAAGCUUGCAUCGGGAGGUCGACGACUUGAGUGAGAGGCUGUCGGAGUUGCUCGACGCUGCAGGCGUAAGUAGCGAUCAAGCCGCGUGCAUUAGGAGCCUGUUCAUGUGAAACGAUCUAUGCUACAUGCAUAGUUCAUAUACCAUUCACGAGAGUAGCACUCAACUACAUUACUGUUGAGGAACAUGAAAUCGAAACUCAUUUCAGGGAGUUAUCUGAUGCAUCGAACCGUGCUUCAUCUUUCUUGAAUGAACGA